AUGGCUGCCGUGCAGAGAGUGAAGCGAUGCCCCGGCUGCCACCAUACCAAGUUCAUCCAGGACAUGCUGGCCCUGCUGGGUGAUCUUUCCUGUGAAAACUGUGGUAUGGUCCAGGAGGAAAACCCCAUCAUAUCCGAAGUCCAGUUUGGUGAAUCCUCUUCUGGUGCUGCCAUGGUGCAGGGUGCCAUGGUCGGAGCUGACCAGGUGAGAGCUAAUUUCAGUAUGAGAAAUGCCAUGGAGCUGAGAGAACAGACGCUUCUUAGCGCCAAGCUGAAAAUCAAGAAAUUGGGAAGUGCCAUGAAGAUUCCCGAGUACAUUUUGGAGUCCGCAAGCGGCUGGUUCAAGCUUGCGUUGGUGCAGAACUUCGUCCAGGGUCGUCGUUCCCAGAACGUGAUCGCCGCCUGCUUGUAUGUGGCGUGUCGUCACGAAAAGACUCACCAUUUGUUGAUCGACUUCUCCUCGAGGCUCCAGAUCUCGGUAUUCUCGCUUGGUGCCACGUAUCUCAAGCUCGUGAGAGCUUUGCAAAUCCAGAAACUUCCGCUUGCCGACCCUUCCCUAUUUAUUCAACACUUUGCCGAAAGACUAGAUUUCGGUGACCAGACAGCCAAAAUCUGCAGAGACGCUACGAAACUUGCCCUGACUAUGGCCAAGGACUGGAUAUACGAGGGAAGACGGCCUGCCGGUAUCGCUGGAGCGUGCCUUAUGCUUGCGGCCAGAAUGAACGAUCAGAGAAGGUCCCACGGUGAAAUCGUGGCUAUCGCUCGUGUGGGUGAGGAAACCAUCCAAAAGAGACUUAACGAAUUUGGCAAGACGCAAUCUGGUGCCAUGACGCUUUCACAGUUCCGUGAGUCUGAGGGCGCUGCGUCAUCGCUUCCACCCUCCUUCACUCAGAAUCGUAAAAUCGAGCUGAGAAUUCUGAGCAUUUUGAGCCAGCGGUCCCGUGUUGUCAAGCAAUAUAGAAAACUCGCAAGCCGAAACAAAUUGUUUGACGUUUUGUUUGAGCAAGAGAGCGACAAGAGGCCUGUGCCAAAACUGGAAUCCAAUUCCGAUAUCGCAGCCCAGAAGUCUGACGAGAGUGAGAAGGAGAACACUAGGGAGGGCACGCCGAAGGACAGUGCAGAAGCUGCGACGGCAAAUGAGAGCAAUAAGGAGGCUGAGACGGGCGAAAGUGAGGUCGACAAGGGUGCUAAUGAAACGAAUGAGAAGAGCCAAGAGGAUAAUGCUAAAGGAGAGGCUAAUGAAACGAAUGAGAAGAGCCAAGAGGAUAAUGCUAAAGGAGAGGCUAAUGAAACGCCAACCAAAGCCAACGCCGAAAACGAUGGCGAAAACGAUGAAACCGCAAAUGGUAAUGAGGAAGCCGACGAUGAUGACGAAGACGAUGAGAUUUUCGACCUCUUACCGGAUGCAGAUGACCCUCCACCGCAGCCCAAAGACGAUCAGCCCUACAAACCCACAAGCAAACGACUCUCAGGCCUUCGAACGGACUUUGGUCUCCGAAACCGCCGCCUGCGACCCACUUAUGACGACAAUUCCUUUGAAAAAGAGUAUGAUGCCUUGCCUGCGAAGCAUGCUAGCCGUAAGAGACGCUCUACUACCGCCAGUGUGGUUAAGAAAGACGGCUUGUUGAGGUCAGUGUUGGCUGGAGGAGACCUCACAGAGAAAGAUGUGGAAACUGCUUUGGAGAUGAUUUGGAAAAAUCAGCAAAAGACGCUUCAGCAAUCACUCUAUCAAAUCCCGCUGGAAAGUCAGGCCAGAAGUCUUUUCGUCCCAGAGGAGGAAGGCCCUGAGUUUUCACCAACUCCUGAGGAAGUUGAUGGGGAUGAGGAGAGGCUAGCUAGGCAGAUCGAGCUCAACCGCCCUAGAAACUUGCUCAAGAAUUUGCCAACUACGGAGUCUCUUCUUAGUAAAGUCUCAGAUGAUCCUAAUUUGGGUGAUGACGAAGAUGACGACGAAAUUGAUUCCAUGCUUCUCAAUAAGAAGAUGAGCGAAGAUAAAGAAAAGAUUUGGACUUCUCUCAACUACGAGUUCUUGAUCGCUCAGGAAAAGCGUGUUUUGAAACAGGCAGCUGAUGAGAUUGCCGGAAACACGUCGGGCCAGCAGCGCAAAAGGAGAAGAAUCAAAGAUACUUCAAUGGAUCCAGUUUUGAACGAUGCUGCUGUUGCAAAUGCCAUUAGUCUGAUAGGAGAAGACGGGAAAGCUGCAACUCCUGCAGACAGCGCCAGACAAAUGUUUAACAAUAAGGCGUUUUCCAAGAAGAUUAACUACGACUCCAUUGGAUCACUUUUCCGAAGCGCCCCCACUGCCGCUGAUUCAUCGGUACUGCCGAAACCCAGUGUGUGA
Molecule: messenger RNA, 2340 nt
Organism: Candidozyma duobushaemuli
Lineage: Eukaryota; Fungi; Ascomycota; Pichiomycetes; Serinales; Metschnikowiaceae
Gene: BRF1
Product: transcription factor TFIIIB subunit
Exons: 1
Coding region: 1-2340 (779 amino acids)
Biological process (GO): transcription by RNA polymerase III; transcription preinitiation complex assembly; DNA-templated transcription initiation
Cellular component (GO): transcription factor TFIIIB complex; nucleus; transcription preinitiation complex
Molecular function (GO): TBP-class protein binding; RNA polymerase III general transcription initiation factor activity; RNA polymerase III type 3 promoter sequence-specific DNA binding
Source: RefSeq, a predicted model, not a curated record